AUGGACUCGAUGCGGUCGCUAAACAGCUCCUUGCCUUCGAACUCAGCACCACAGCCUCCCGAGGUCCUCCUGCAGGCGUUCAAAGCCGCCGCUCUCUCCGUCACAAACCUUUACAAAAGUGCCGUUUCCGAUCAAACACAGCUACGGAACCUCGGGUAUCAGGAUGCUUUGGAAGACCUGCGGGCAUUUCUCGACAAGGAAAGAAUAGGACUGAGUGAUGGGGAGGGAUCCAGAAUCCGGAACUGGAUAGCGGACCGGAUUGAUGGCACAGGAGUGGCCGGAAAUGACAGUGACGAUGAAAGAUUGGAUUCAGAAAAACGAAACCGAAGCACCUCGCCCAAUGCUGUACGAAAAGAGCCCUCAGAGCCGAAUCGACACUCCCGAUCAGCAUCUCCCCCCCGCACUGAGCAUGCUGCUCAACCUCUACCCCCUUCUUCAAAUGAACCAGCCGUUUUUGCUCGCCCUGCCAUGUUUACGUUCACUGCCGGUCCCCAGUUUCCGUCCCCGCCAGAAGAGGACUCUGAUAUGCGAACACCUGACGCCCCGAUUACGAUGCAAAGCGAACCUCAAGUGAACCAUCCGCACUUGACACCCUCUUCAGUCCGCCUUGAGGUCGUUCCCCGCGCACCUCGCACCCCUCACCGCAGCAACUCCCGACACAACGGCCGUUCAUCGACACGAGAUUCCGCAGCAACCAUCGGAUCGAAGCGAAAAUUCCACUUCAACGAUUUCUUCGACAUUUCGAAUAUAGGGAAUGGGAAAGAUGCUUUUGGGGGAGGCAAGCGUGGACGGUUUAUAUAG
Molecule: messenger RNA, 801 nt
Organism: Uncinocarpus reesii 1704
Lineage: Eukaryota; Fungi; Ascomycota; Eurotiomycetes; Onygenales; Onygenaceae
Exons: 1
Coding region: 1-801 (266 amino acids)
Source: RefSeq, a predicted model, not a curated record